AAGAGUUACUCUAACCUCGAAUAAAAAAUUUCGAAUAAAAAAAUUGAUUUUCGAUCGCCAAUUGGUCGAUACGUCCGAAACGUAAUUCAAACUCAGCGCGCUCUAGCGUCGCGGCAAUUAAUCAACGACAAUGAAAUAUGCGCAUGCGCAGAACCGAUAUCUAUACACACCUUUACCCAAUCCCCUCCACUCGCGUUUUAACUAGUGGAGUCAACGUUAUUACCGUUGACGGUUUGUUCGGCGCGUAACGUUUGGUCUACCGUUUUUCGCGCAAUGUACAUCAAUAAAUAUAAUUUCAUUUGUAGGAAGGAUAGAUGAGAGAUUUUCUCGAUAAAUAGUAUUAAGUGACGUUAAUAAGCUACGUAAUAAGCUAUCAGAUAUGACAGAAGAUCGUUCAGAACAGAAAUGAUGAGACGAAAUGUGAUAAGUGUCGUUAAGUUCUUCUUUCUAGCGGUAUUUACCAUUUUUCUGACCGUAAUUAUCUUUCGAUAUAUCAGACGACCAUAUCGUGAAUUAACAACCUCACAGAUUCCAUUCGCAUUGAUAGAAAAUGGAGGAAAGCUUCCGAUGGAUUUGAGUCCAAAUGUUAACGAACAGAAUAUAGAUGAGAAGAUCGAUUGGCACAAUUAUAAACAGAUAAAAGAAGAUGCAGAAAGAAGUGGGACAGGAGAACAAGGAAAGCCAGCCUUUUUAUCUCCUUCUCUUGAUGCACUGAAGGAAAAAUUAUAUAAAACCAAUGGUUUCAACGCCGCUUUAAGCGAUGAAAUUUCUUUGAAUCGUUCAGUCCCUGAUAUUAGACAUUCUGAAUGUAAGAAGAAGAAAUAUUUGAAGACGCUCGAUUCUGUCUCUGUGGUAAUCUCUUUCCACAAUGAACACUUUAGCAUUUUAAUGCGCACAUGUUGGAGCGUUAUUAACCGUUCUCCACCUUCGCUUCUCAAUGAGAUUAUACUAGUCGACGAUGCCAGCACAAAGAUAGAAUUAAAAAAGAAGUUGGAUGAUUAUGUGAAUAAACAUAUGCCAAAGGUAAAGAUAAUACGAUUACCAAAACGAUCAGGAUUAAUAAAAGGCCGAUUAGCUGGUGCAAAAAAAGCAGUAUCUAAAAUUCUCGUCUUCCUAGAUUCGCACAGUGAAGCCAAUGUGAAUUGGCUACCACCACUUUUAGAACCAAUUGCUCAAGAUUAUAAAACUUGCGUCUGCCCCUUUAUCGACGUAAUACAGUAUGAGACAUUUAAAUACCUAGCACAAGAUGAAGGUGCUAGAGGUUCUUUCGAUUGGGAAUUGUAUUAUAAACGUCUACCACUACUUCCAGAGGAUCUAAAACAACCUACUGAACCAUUUAAGAGUCCGGUCAUGGCUGGUGGCCUGUUUGCUAUAAAUGCAAAAUUUUUCUGGGAGUUAGGUGGUUAUGAUUCUGGCUUAGAUAUAUGGGGUGGAGAACAAUAUGAAUUGUCAUUUAAGAUAUGGCAAUGCGGUGGUCAAAUCUAUGACGCUCCUUGUUCAAGGGUCGGCCAUAUUUACAGGAAGUUUCCACCCUUUCCUAAUCCUGGUCGUGGAGACUUUUUAGGAAAAAAUUUCAAGAGAGUAGCAGAAGUAUGGAUGGAUGAGUACGCAGAGUAUAUUUAUCGUAGACGGCCUCAUUUACGAUCGUUAGAUCCGGGUGAUUUAACGGAACAAAGAAAACUUCGAAAGAAAUUACAUUGCAAACCGUUCAAGUGGUUUAUAGAAAAUAUAGCCUUCGACCUUGUCGAAAUGUAUCCACCGAUAGAACCCGAUGACUUCGCUUCAGGAGAAAUCAGAAAUAUGGGAGCACCAGAAUUAUGUCUUGAUGCUAAGAAGAUAAAAAAAGAUAAGAAUAUAAAUAUAGAUACUUGUAAAAAAGAUAAUUCAGUAUUGUCAGGAGAACAAGAUUUUAAAUUGACGUGGCGCAAAGAUAUUAGACCAAAAAAUAGCACAAAUUGUUUAGACGUAUUUAAAUCGGAUAUCAAAGCCCCGGUGAGCUUAUAUCCUUGUCAUGGAAAACAGGGUAAUCAGUUAUGGCGAUAUGACGUAGAAAAACAAUGGUUGAUGCAUGGUUAUAUACCAAGAUGUUUGGAUACCGACCCAGGUAGUAAAAAGGUUUACGUGACUACAUGCGAUCAAUCAUCUCCUACUCAAAAAUGGAGAAUAGAGAAUGUCAAUAUGAAAGCUAUCAAUAAUUGGGAGAACGUGGGACCAAAGCUCAAAUAAAUUUCUUCCUUUGUAUUGCCAUAGAAUGCCAUAAUUUUAUAUUACAUUGAGUUACAUUUAAGCGCUGCAAUAUUGAUUGAAUGUAAAUAUUGGCAGAUCCUGCUGUUUCCAACUAGUCAUUCGACGUUGAGAUUCGAUUAUCGUUACUUUAGUCGAUUGAAAGAAAGUUUGUAAAUAUAAAAAUAAAGAUUUGUGCUCUAUGUGAGAAAUAUGGUUUUGUAUCUAAUACAUAUUAAAAGAAAUUUCUUUUUAAAUAUUUUAUUUUCUUCUCGUUCUAUUACGAACACCAUGUAAAAAAAAAAUUAGAAACAUCAAUAGAUUUGUUAUUCGACUGAACGAUAUAAUGUUAAGUAGAUUAUAUUAACGAUAUGGUUGCCAUAGGAAGAAAUUUGCGCUUUCAUAAAUUUUUAGAAGAAAAGACGAGGUGCUAACAAUGAUAUCAUAUUCUAUAUAUUUCUAAGAGAGCGUUCUAUAACGUUAGUUGGAAAUAUAAAAAGUGCUACAAUACAAAUUUCUAUCACAUUUAUGCCGAGAAAAUGUCAAGUUAUUCUUUCGAAAGAAUCCAUUGAAUAUUUUAACAUAUGUAUGAUAAUAAUAUCAUAGAUAAGAUUUUUAGCACUCAGAUAUUCAAAAGAUACCUAUUGAAAAGAAUUUUUUUAAAUUUGUAAAAUUAAUAAAUAACAAGAUAUUGCUUUAAAAAAUUUUAAAGAUAUCUUAAUAAAAAUAUAUAUAUAUAUAUAUAUAUAUAUAUAUAUAUGCGCACACACAUUUAACAAUCAUAAAAAGAUAUAUAUAUUUAAAUAUUUUUAUAAAAUAUAUAUAUAUAUCGCUAAUAAAUUCCAUUCAAAUGAAUGGUUAAUAUAGAUUCGAAAAGAAAAAAUAUUUCUACUGUUUACAGAAGAUAAGAUAAACGAAUAAAAAUUAUAGGAUUUAAUUAGUAAAACAAGGAAUUAUUUAUAUUUAACAGAACAAAAAUAGAAGUAAUAAUCAUAAUGAAAUAUUAUAUCGAAUUGAAUAAAUAAUUUUAGUUGAAUAAUCUACACUUUAAAUGACUAGUAUAAUUAAAUAUAUAUAUACACACAUAUAUACAUGUGUGUGUGUGUGUGUGUAUACGAAUAUAUACAUAAAUAUACAUACAUUUCUCAAAAGCGUAGUAAUUAUUAAGUGACUGUGAUUACGAAGAUUAUGAUGACGAUUAUGAUAAUAAAAAUCUGGUAACAUUCGAUUAUUAUUUUUCUAAAACAUUUAUAUGAUUUAAUAAAUGUCUAGGAGUACUUUGUUUUUUUCAUAUAAUUGUUAAUAUCAAUUUUCAACCUACCUUUAGCAUUACCACAUUCGCCAUCGGGGUGAGCCAUGCGUUGCAUUGCAGCUGGCGCUACUCCCAAUGGCAUAGAAAUUUUUUCACCUAAUAUCGUCGUGCUUAUGUCUCUUUUUGAAACAUCCCGAAGAAAUCUAGGUUUUAUUCGAUACCUAAACGAUAACAUAUAUAAUUCAUUUUGAUUAAUUCAUUCGAAUUUUUAAUGUAUUAAUAUGAAAAUGUUAAUUUCUCUUUCUUUAUUUUGUUUAUAAAAUGUUUUAAAGAAUUUGUCCCUUUUCGAAACAUACAAAAGAUAUUUGUAUUUUAUCCGACACAUAAACGAUAUAUAUUUAAUUAAUUCAUUUAUAAAUUUCAUAUGUUGUAAAAAUUCAAAUCUAAUCUUGUUUUGCUCUUUCUCUUUUGCUCUUAGAAAAUAUAAAUUUGACAAAAUUUUGACAAACUUUCGCAAAUAAAUUCGAUGGAUUAUAUAUCGUAUGAAUGUUAUCGAUCCUAAUUUAUCAUAAUUUCAUAAUAAUCAUUUUUAAACGAGGUAUCGAAUGUCGAUGAUGUAUCAUCAACAAUAAUAUCUCUGUUAUAAGACAAUAUUAUUAUCAAGCGUAUAAAUAAUGCGAUCUUUGUACCUCUUAAAAGCUUCUCUGUUCCAUCGUAAACUAGAUUCUUCACCGGCUCCACUUUUAUAAUAAUCUCUUACAAUUGGCGGCAGAUUGUUAGUCGCAUAUUUUUCGUAAUCUUCCAAGCAUACGAAGCUCGCCAUUUUCCUUUAAAAAUAAAAAAGAAAAGAAAAAGAAGAACAGACAAGUACAAAAAUGAAAAAGCAAAAUAAAUUUGAAUCGAGAAUACAUAUUUUGUAAUAAAUUAUUUAGAAAUUUCGUAAUGUACACAUUUCAUGAUCCUCUAAUUUCGUUAAAUAUAAUUGUAACAAUAUCUUUCUCUUAUCAGGGUGAAUAUAUAUUUUUUUUUAAUUUCAGUUUAAUUAAACGCGCAUUUACGUUAUCGAUAAUAACACAUACAUACGCGUAUUAUACAUAUAGGAAUUUUAUAUAGUUAGUGUAUAUAUGUAUGGGUAUAUAUAUAUAUACACACUCAUACAUAUACAGACAAUAUAAAAUUUCUUAAGAUAUUUAUGAGAUUAAUCUUUUCCUAUUUACACAUAGUGUAAACAGUCCAUACAAGGAAAAGAUAAGCAAGAUAAUUAUUAUGUAACAAACAGAAAAAGAGAAUCGUUCGAUGUUAUUUUCUAUAAUAAUUCUUUUUCUUUUUUUUUUUAUUAUUAUUAAAAAUAUCAAAUAGAAAAAAACUUACUGCAGAAAAAUCGAAAUAUCGUGGAGAAUAAAAUGAUAUUAUAUCGUUGAAGAAUUUUCGAUUAUGAAGCAAGACUCAGAAGAAGAAGAAGAGAAUCAAUGAGAAUACAUCAAUCGUCUUGGCUGUCUGGCGUAUAACUAACAUCAAGAACGAAAUAUCAUUGAUAUAAUCCAUCGUAUUCAUUGAAAGUGGACUGAGUAUAACAUAACUGAUAAAGAUGUUUAUAUACUUCGUAAUAUACCGAGUUGAAGAAGAUUUAUUCGAAGAGAGAAUUAAUAGUUUCUUGUGAUUACAUUUAUCACUAUCUCUUUUUUUUCUAUUUAAUUUUCUCAAAGAGAAGCAUUAUUUAUUGAUCGAUUUAAUCUUCGAGAGGUCGAAGAUCUCUUACAAAUUCAUGGGGUCCCAUUAAAAUAAAUCUAUUUCACUUGUGAAAAAAAUAUGAUCGUAAAUACGUAGUCCAAUUUGAACCAUUCACCAUUUUUCUUCUCUAAUAUUUUUUGUAAACUUCAAUUAAAAACAAAGAUACUGCUUGUUAUUUACAAAAUAAAAAUAUUUACAAAAU
Molecule: messenger RNA, 5408 nt
Organism: Vespula vulgaris
Lineage: Eukaryota; Metazoa; Arthropoda; Insecta; Hymenoptera; Vespidae
Product: N-acetylgalactosaminyltransferase 6-like
Exons: 2
Coding region: 406-2226 (606 amino acids)
Cellular component (GO): Golgi apparatus
Source: RefSeq, a predicted model, not a curated record